Messenger RNA from Batrachochytrium dendrobatidis JAM81, 1905 nucleotides. RefSeq lists its product as uncharacterized. The transcript has 7 exons. Gene Ontology annotation, biological process: protein modification process. The coding region runs from base 4 to 1794 and encodes 596 amino acids. The record is from RefSeq and is a predicted model, not a curated record. NCBI's taxonomy places the organism in Eukaryota, Fungi, Chytridiomycota, Chytridiomycetes, Rhizophydiales. Gene Ontology annotation, cellular component: cytoplasm.
AAGAUGCAUUUCCCCGAGUUUCUUCAGUCUCAUCAACUGCAAUUAGAUUCCAUUCCAAAGCAUUUAUGGAAGUCUAUCCAUCGAAAACUUUGUUGGGAUAGUGAACCUUCUGAGCUUGAGUUGCUCAAGUCUGAUCCCGAUCGACAUCAAGUCACAUUAGAAUCAAGCACUUCAAUAUUGGAUCCAGAUGGACAAGUAUUCGUGCUUGAUCAUAUAUUUACAUUUUCAGAUGGGGAUCUUCGAGAAUCCUUGGAUACAGCACCCAAAUCGGAUGUGGAUGCCAUGGCUUUGGUUUUGAGUCGGCGUGGCAUGGACGUAGCUACUACAUCUAAACUAGCUUCUGCAAUUUGGACUAUUGCUGAUGCAUACACCAUAUCAGUCACUAAAGAACAGGGAAAAGUUACUCAACAGUUCAUGUGGUAUGUUCCAGGAGAAAAGAUUUUGAAUAUGGCCCACUCCGAUACGCCCAACAUGAACUGCUGCUUAUUUUUUGAUAUGUAUGGAAUGAGACCAAUUAAUCUCAUUUGGCCAAAUCGUAUUAUCAAAUCGGGCGAACCCUUGACUCGGGAUUAUCUCCAGUCAUGCAAAAACAAAAAAGAGCGUCAAUCACUUGCAUUUGCAUGGUUUCAUUUGUCAGAGCCACCUGCCUCGAGCUUAUCUGAAAAAAUUAAAGCCUCGACUCAACAAGUAGAUGCUAAAUCAGACAAUCUCGCAUUGGAUGUCAAGGCUUUACAAAUUGAUUCCAAGACAAAGACGGUCGAUUAUACUAGAAAGAUACUACCGAAAAAGGAAAAGUAUCUUGUAUACAGUCCAGAUAUUGCAAAGCAUUUAUUUAAAGACAGUUUACGUGGAUCAAAGUUUGAAUUGACUACUAGUACAGCCGAUGCUGAUAUUUUUUGGACAGCAGAGAAACACCACUACAAUUCACUUGGGCAUCACCAAUUUUACAACAACUUUCCUAAUCAAGGAACACUGGUUGUCAAGGAUCGUUUGCAGGCGUGCAUCUACAAGCAUUGGGGACUCCUUGGUUCAAAAAAAUGGUAUCCACGAUCAUUCAACCUGAAUUGGGAAGUCGAUGAAUUUGUAAGCAUGUUUUUAGCAUGCCAAUCUCAAAAUUCAAAAAAUAAUGUUUGGAUUGUGAAACCAUGGAAUGGAACGCGCAGUCAAGGCAUCAUUGUUAGCCGAGAUUUACCUGAAAUUCUAAAGCAACUCGCUACUGGACCAAAACUUGUUGCAAAAUAUAUUCAUCCUCCUGCAUUAUUAGAAGGCAAAACCAAAUUUGAUCUGCGAGUUUUAGUCAUUAUCGAAUCUGUGUCACCUCUAAAGCUAUAUACAGUUCCGACUGCCAUCUACUCACGUGAAUCCAAUGUUCCAUACGACAUUCAUCUUGAGCAAUUGGACAGCUUUACUCAUCACUUUACGGUAAUGGGAUAUCGACAACUGGAUGUAGUCAAAUCCCCGUUACCAGAGCUUAAGACGCGGAUUGAAGCCUGUUCAGCCAAACCCAUUUCUUUUGACAAGGACAUACUACCACGCAUUCUCCAAGUUAUUCGCAAUGGAGUAGAAGCCGCUGUAAAUGGAGAUGGCCUAGAGUCACUUGGUGCUGAUGUAAAAGUGAAGUCCAUGUAUGGAGCAGAUGUAAUAUUGGAUGCAGAUUUAAAUCCAUGGCUUCUCGAGUUUUCAGAAGUGCCAGAUACUGGACGUGUGAUUGAAACCUGGCCUACACUUUAUGGCGACCUCCUAAAUUCUCUGUUCGUUGCUGAUCAAAUGUCCGAAAAGUUUGUUGCAUUUUGAAGUUGAAUACAUAUGGAUUGCUUGCAUUCUAUCACUUAAUCUUCAAGUUGGUUUGGUUGACCAGGCCACUAUUUUGCUUUCAGAUUGAAUGCAUUAGACUAGAAUGACUUU